Molecule: messenger RNA, 3023 nt
Organism: Alosa alosa (allis shad)
Lineage: Eukaryota; Metazoa; Chordata; Actinopteri; Clupeiformes; Clupeidae
Product: E3 ubiquitin/ISG15 ligase TRIM25-like
Exons: 6
Coding region: 174-1787 (537 amino acids)
Molecular function (GO): protein binding; zinc ion binding
Source: RefSeq, a predicted model, not a curated record
CGCCAGAUGAAUUUCGCUGAUGUGGAAUUUGCAUGCAGUUCUACAUUCACAUUAGCAUGCAUUCACAUGUACACCUUUUCCAGAGAAACGAAACCUUUCUGUGCCCUUUAUCUGAUAGAAUAAAUCGAAACUGAUCUCACUUCAACCAGCCUUCUUUAAGGGUGCACACCAAAAUGGCAGAGGCAAAUAUCUCAGUGGAUGAAAACCAUUUCCAAUGUCCGAUUUGUUUGGAGCUACUGAAGGAUCCAGUAACUAUUCCAUGUGGACACAGUUACUGUAUGGAGUGUAUUACGAAGGGAUGGGACAUAGACGAUGAAAAGGGUGUCUACGGUUGCCCCCAGUGCAGGCAGACGUUCAACCCAAGACCUGUUUUAGGUAAAAAUCCCAUUCUGGCUAACAUGGUUGCAAAGCUAAAGACCCAUGGUCUUCAAAGCAUUCAAUCGGAUGGCGGGUUUGCUGAACCUGGCGAUGUGGAUUGUACGGUUUGCAUAGGAAGGAAACGCAAAGCUGACCUAACGUGUCUGGAGUGCCUUGAUUCCUACUGUGCAACUCACUUAUGCCGCCACGAGGAACUUUUCCUAGGAAAGAAGCACAAGAUGGUUAAGGCUGUCGUUGACAUCCAGGCGAGAGUGUGUUCACAACAUAACAAACCACUAGAAGUUUUUUGCCAGACUGAUGAAGAGUGUGUGUGUGUUGAGUGCAUCACAGAAAAGCACCAAGGACACGAUGUACUCUCACCUGCACGUGCACAGGAACAUGAAAAGAGGAUAAUGGAAUUAAGCUUACAGAGUGAAAUCUCUAAGAGGGAAUCUGAACUUAACAAGCUGACAGAAAAUGUUGAGCCUCUAAAGUCCUUUGCACAGGCUGCAGUGGAGCACAGUGACAGUGUCUUCACAGAGCUGCAGGCCUUCAUUGAGCAAAAGCGUGUAGAGGUGGCGGAGAUGAUCAGAACUCAGAAGGAGGCGGAGCUGAGUCGGGCAGAGCAGCUGCAGGAGGAGCUCAAUGUGCUGAAGAAGAGAGCAGCUGAUAUGGCACAGCUGGCAAGCACAGAGGAUUACAUACAUUUCCUACAGAGUCUCUCUUCUUUUUCCCCAAAAGAUUUACCAGCUGUCACUGUCAGUGAAUGCUUCUCAUUUGAUGGUGUAAAAACAUCUGUCUCUCAUCUAAAGGAUAUGGUGAACGAAACAUGCACAAAUCAAGUAGGACUUGUGCAGAGAAGUGUGAAGUUUGCAAUGUUUCAAGAAAUGACCAGAUAUCAGUUGAAGAAAUAUUCCUGCUAUCCAAAACUAGAUGAGGAUACUGCACACAGACACCACCUCUUGUCUGAAAAGGGCACCAAACUUGAAUGGAGUCACAAUCCUACCUAUAGACGUGAUUAUUUCAGAGAUUGCCGACAGGCGUUGUGUUCAGAAGGUUUGUCCAGGCGUGCAUAUUGGGAGGUUGAGUGGGAUAGUCCGUUUGAAAUUUAUAUUGCAGUUGCAUAUCAUGACAUUGCACGGACAGGUACGAACAGCAGGUUUGGGUUUAAUAACAAAUCCUGGUGUUUGGGCUGCAAAAACUCUUGUCUUACUUUUUCACACAAUAAUGUUGAGACUGAAAUUCCAGGUCAAGCCCCCUCCAAAAUUGGGGUAUAUCUAGAUCACCAGGCAGGAAUUCUGGCUUUCUACGGGAUCACUAACUGUGACAGUUACACUGCCACAUAUCUUAUUUACAGAGUUCAUGCCAGAUUUACCGAGCCAUUAUUCCCAGGAUUUUACCUGUCAAGAGGCCAAAUAAAACUGUUUUAAAGGGUUUAUUGGCUACAGAAAAUGCUGUUUGUUUGGUAUAAUGAUAUACAGUUGUGUUUAAAAUAAUAGCAGUCCAACAUCAAUAACCUCAUAAACAUUUUUGGUAGAAGUGAUAUUUCUACAUGGCAAAUAAUUUAAGUGUUGUAGAGUCAUAGAAAACCAACAGACCCAACAGUCAUGACAUGCAUGCUGCUCAUUCUGUGUAAUUGAAUCUGUAAUUGAAAGGGCCAUGUUCAAAAUAAUAGCAGUGUUGUGUUCAAUUAGUGAGGUGAUUGAUUCUGUGAAGAAACAGGUGUCAAUUAUGGCCCAUAUUUAAGGAAGGAAGGGAGUAAAUGUUGUGCAUGCUGGUUAUAGUGCAUUUCACACUGCAAAAUGGGUCGUUCCAGACAUUGCGCUGAGGAACAGCAGACUUUAAUAAAAAAGUUGAUUUGAGAGGGGAAAACAUAAAGAAGUGCAGAAAAUGUCUGCAAAGUCCCAUUGCUGAAAAAGAGACGUGCUGAAUAGGUUGAAAUUUGCCAACGGACACAUUGACUCACCAAAGGAGAAAUUGUGCAACAUUCUGUGCCCAUGCACUGAAUUCAAGCCACAGCACACUGAAGACAGUAAAGCAUGGUGGUGUAAAAAUCAUUUUAUGGGGAUGUUUCUCAUACUGUGGUGUUGGGCUUAUUUAUCGCAUAGGGAUCAUGGAUCAGUUUCAAUACAUAAAAAUACUUGAAGAGGUCAUGUUGCCUUAUGCUGAAGAGGAAAUGCCUUUGAAAUGGGUCUUUCAAUAAGACAGUGACCCAAAACACACCAGUAAGCGAGCAAAGUCUUGGUUCUAGAUGAACAGGUCUCAAUCCCAUAAAAAACUUGUAGGGUGACAUCAAAAAUGCUGUUUCUGAAGCAAAAACACAGAAAUGCAGAGGAAUUGUGGAAUGUAGUUCAAUUGUCCUGGGCUGGAAUACCUGUUCACAAGUGCCAGAAGUUGGUCGACUCCAUGCAACACAGAUGUGAAGCAGUUCUCAGAAAUAAUGGUUAUGCAACUAAAUAUUAGUGCAGUGAUUCAGAGUUUUUAAGCAAAGUUUUAAAGCAAAAUCUUGAAACAUUUUUAGUUUAUUCAGUAAAUGUUCAGUGUUUGUAAAUAAAAAUGCAAACACUGCUAUAUUUUUGAACAGCCUAAUAUUCUUUUUCACUUUCUGUAAAGGUGUAACACAAACUUGAUCAAUUUUGGUCAUGUUUUGAUUUGGAAUUGAAUGU